This is a messenger RNA of Oryzias latipes (Japanese medaka), 600 nucleotides long. It is a transcript of the gene uqcr11, whose product is annotated as ubiquinol-cytochrome c reductase, complex III subunit XI. Gene Ontology annotation, cellular component: mitochondrial inner membrane. Gene Ontology annotation, biological process: mitochondrial electron transport, ubiquinol to cytochrome c. The record is from RefSeq and is a predicted model, not a curated record. Lineage: Eukaryota; Metazoa; Chordata; Actinopteri; Beloniformes; Adrianichthyidae.
ACCGGAAGUGAUUGGUGUGCAUGCGCACUAGUAGGUUCUUUUUAGUGAGGCACGUCCUGUGUUGGAAGGGCAUCUUUGCUUUAUACCAGCAUGCUUGGCAAAGUAAUUGGACAGAAAUAUGUAGCCAUUGCUAAGUCAUGGUUACCCACUAUGGCUGUUUGGGGCACAACAGGAGGUGUAGCCCUGGUCUACUUAACAGACUGGAGGCUGAUUUUGGAUUAUGUUCCUUACAUCAAUGGCAAAUUCAAAAAGGAUGACUAAAAGAGGUGUGAGAUUACUUUUUUUUAGGUCUCAGAUUUCGGACACAAUCCCAUAUUUGGUCUCCUGAUGAGGAAGUUUGCAGGAUUCCAUCGUCUUCAUCCAGCUCCUCACUCAACGUUAAACUGUUUAUUAACAUUUGCCAAAAUGUUUUUGCCAUCGGAUGUUUAAUAAUCGUCUGCUGUUGUCAACAUGGAUGAAAAAAAAGGAAAAUAAACUACAGACAUGAUUCUGCUUCUUCUGACUGCUUGGUGUGAGAUCUGCUGUUUAUUUAGCUGACCUGUGUUACACGGGUUACAUUUGUUUCCUGGUUUUCAUACAAAAUUAAAAUGAUUACAUUUA